Salvia miltiorrhiza (redroot sage) is the source of this 1119-nucleotide messenger RNA. RefSeq lists its product as uncharacterized. Bases 421 to 957 code for a protein of 178 amino acids. Gene Ontology annotation, cellular component: endoplasmic reticulum. Gene Ontology annotation, molecular function: acyltransferase activity. The record is from RefSeq and is a predicted model, not a curated record. NCBI's taxonomy places the organism in Eukaryota, Viridiplantae, Streptophyta, Magnoliopsida, Lamiales, Lamiaceae. The transcript is spliced from 8 exons.
CCCCCUUCUCUCUCUCGUCCUUCAUCUCCCCAGCUUUCUCUCUCUCUCAACUCCGGCCAUAGAAGCACGCCUUCCCUCUGUCCUCUGCGGCCGCAGCAACGAUAGACACCAAGCUCGUCGCAUUUCCCUCGUCUCCCUCUCAAUCCCCUCUCUCUCUGACUCAACCAUAGAGCACGCACGCACACCACACCGCGCCUGAAAAUCCUAGAUCUAUAAUCUACAGCCAUCUCCCCGUCGAUUCCUGUCGACCGCACGGCGGGAAGGCCGCCGCCGUCGCGCCCUAGCUUCAAUUUCCGGCAGCGACGCCUUCGCCGGGACCUCCUGUCCCUGGUUGAACAGCAGAGCCUCCGACGCCAAAAGUAGGAACCCUAAUCGGGUCAACCCGAAACGUGACUACGGUGAAAUGGAGUCCAGAUCCGAAUGCAGCCAGAACACCAAGUCAGGUGGUGCCGGAGCGAUGCUCUGGAUGACAUGUGUUUUUCUAAAUCUGAAGCUUGGCGAUUGCCUUACCAGAUCACCACGCAAAGCUAUAUGGUUUGCGCCUUGGUUGGAUCUUCGGCCGCUUUAUUCAUCUUAUUUAUCUUUGGUAUUGCUUCAGCUAACUUUUUCCUUGUAAAGAUAUUUGGAAGGACAAAAUACUUCUUAUAUGGGCUAUGGAUCUUUAACCUAUCAUUUCUUGUGUGUAAUCGCAUUUAUGAGGGAUAUCGGUUCUCUAGUUUUGGAGAACAUUGGGCUUAUUUGGAUGACUUCCGCGGGACCUUCAGAUGGCAUAUCUGCUUUAAUUUUGUUGUUUUGCGUAUGAUAAGCUUUGGUCAUGAUUACCAUUGGACUGAUCAAUACAGUGGUUCUGAUCACAAGAAGCAUAUUCAGCGCUGUGACCAUUGUUCAACUGGCAAAACAUGCUACCUAGUCUUACAGGAAAGAAGAGUAACAAAUGACAAGUUGUUGAGCUGCUGAAACUCAUCAAAGUUGGAGCAUGAAGGUGCUUCUGUGAAGUUUCUUCUUUUUUUUUUUUCUUUUUUUUUUUUGAGUUAGGCUCAAAACAUUAUGUAUGAAGGUUUUGGAUGAUAAUGUAUGAAUGUUUUGUAUUAUAUAUAAUACAUGUUAUUGAUGAUUUUA